This is a messenger RNA of Heteronotia binoei (common prickly gecko), 2121 nucleotides long. RefSeq names its product proline rich mitotic checkpoint control factor (gene PRCC). The record is from RefSeq and is a predicted model, not a curated record. Gene Ontology annotation, cellular component: nucleus. The coding region runs from base 1 to 1149 and encodes 382 amino acids. The transcript is spliced from 7 exons. Lineage: Eukaryota; Metazoa; Chordata; Lepidosauria; Squamata; Gekkonidae.
AUGUCCCUCGUGGCCUACGCCAGCAGCGAGGAGGAGGAGGGCGAGGAGGCGGCGCCCCCCAAGAAGCGCCCGCAGCCCGUCAGGAUCGCCGCCCCGCACCUGCGCGCGCCCGGGUCCGACUCCGAGGAGGAAGACGAUGAGCCGGCCAAGAAGCAGCAGCCGCCCUUCCAGGGCCACAGUGAGGGAUCUGGCUUGUCCGCGUUGCUUCCUCAGCCCAAAAACAUGACGGUGAAGGAGACAAACCGGGUGCUUCUACCGUACGUUUUCUCAAAGAAAGCAUCCGAGAGCCCCCCACAGGAGCAGGAGCCCAAACUGGCCAAAGUCCCAGGGUCUUCUUCCAGGCCCCCAAAGGCAGCCUCUGCUGUGGCCACGACAACUCCCUCUCCGUCCGCCAUCAAGGCAGCAGCCAAGAGCGCCGCCCUGCAGGUGACCAAGCAGAUCACCCAGGAGGAAAACGACAGCGACGAGGAGGUGGCUCCUGAGAACUACUUCUCCUUGUCGGAGCCCCCCACCCUCAGCCCGGAGCCUUUCACUUACCCAGGGGGCAUCUUGCCGGAUGACCUGCCCCCUGGGACGGAGCCAUGCCUGGAGCCAGAGGGCCAGGAUGCUGCGGCCAAUGCCCCCCUGGAAUUUAAGACUGGGCCAGGAGCCAGCCUGCAAGCUGCCCAUGGGUGGGCACCGAAGCCUGGAGAAGACUACAGCAGCCAGCCGUAUAGCCAGUAUCCCGGCAUCCCCAGCGGUUACUAUCAGGAUUACUACAGUAGUGGCUACUAUCCGGAAUCUGGUGACCCAGCUGUGGAGGCCCCCCCGGAAGUGAGCAGCGACGUCUCCUCUUUCAUGGACGAUGAAGCGUUCAAGCGCCUGCAGGGCAAACGGAACCGUGGGCGGGAAGAGAUCAACUUUGUGGAGAUCAAGGGGGACGACCAGCUGAGCGGAGCACAGCAGUGGCUGACCAAGUCCUUGACAGAGGAGCAGAACAUGAAAUCCUUCAGCAAGAAAAAAGGUGAGCAGCCCACCGGGCAGCAGCGCAGGAAGCAUCAGAUCACGUACCUGAUUCACCAGGCCAAAGAGCGAGAGCUGGAGCUGAAGAACACAUGGGCAGAGAACAAGCUCAGCAGGCGCCAGACCCAGGCCAAGUACGGCUUCUAGGCUGCCCUGCCUGUGCCCAGCGGGGCCCGGAGCCGCUCCUGAGGCUGAGGAGGGCGCUGGCGGUCGGCAGGCUGGAGGUGGCAGAUGUCCAUCGCCCGGGCGGCCUGCUUUCUCCACGGCCGGGGGGCUCCGGAAGGGCGUCUCUGCAGGGACUGUGGCGCGGCACAGCCGGCCUUGGGGUUUGAACUGUGGCGCGUGCUGUGCCGGCUGCCUGGCUUCCAGCUCCAAGUGGCCAUCGGAACAGAAGAGGACUGGCCAGAGUGGAGGCCCCCCUGCCCCAGGGGUCUCUGGGAGGAGCGGUGGAGAUGUGAGGCACUUGGCUCCCCUCCCCGCCCCCCCCCCCAAAAAGUGUUUUUGGGUUCACGUUCCAGGCCAAGCAUCCCGCUUUGAGGAACAGUCUUGUUUUUGUAGAAUAGCAGACAGCAGCUUAACUCUCAUUUCAGUUUUGGACACUUUUCUGACACCCUCCCGGUCCUCCAUUUCGAGGUGGCAGCGUUGCUCUCGGAGGUGAAUUCCCCCCAAAGCCAUAGGACACAGCACUGGACAGAGGAGCAGCGGAGCCAGACUCUCCUUGCAGUGCAUCCAGCGACUUGAGCACGCUCCCUCGCCUCUUCAUUGGCCCUUCCUCCUCCCCCAAAGUACGCAUCUGGGAGAAGGGGCCCUGGUUUCCUCACCUGCUGCUCCCCACCAUGGUCAGGUGGGAGGGCCCCAGGUGCAGCCCGGGCCAGCAGCGGAUAGGUGUGUGCCCACAUGCUCUGCCUCCCUGUGCUGCUCUCCUGGCUGUGGUCUUCUUUGGGGGAGGGGGCAUCACUCUUUGUGUCUCUCCAAGAAGGCUGCCCCCCUCCAUUGUAGAGUUCCCGGGGGAGGGGGGCAUGUUUUUUUUAAACAGCCAAUUUCUAGUUUACUCCCGGACAUUUUAGUGGGGAAAAAUUUGUUUUUGAAUAUUCCAAAAAUAAAGUGCUCAUUCAAUUA